GAAAAAGUAGAGAGAAAAUGAUCGCUGAUUGAUGAUAAAGGGAAAAAUAAAAAUAGAGAAAGAAAAAGAAGGGUAAAGGAGCUCUAGAUUUAUAAGGGUAUGCGCAGAAAGUGAAAGAGUAACACAAAAAGCAGGGAAAGACCAGGGAAAAUCAAAGGAAAAGAAAGAGGAGGAUUGUUACAAUCGUGAGCUGCUGCUAUCAAGAUGUUCAAGAUAAAGAGUCUACCGGCAGAAAGGGGCAAAGGCGACAUGGCUUGGGAUGAGAAGGGCCAUAGUGAAAUCUCCCAAAUUUUUAUUUCUCUAGAUAGAGAUUAUUUUAGUUGCAUUCAAUUUCAGUAUUUUGAAAAUGGGUCUUUGGUGCUUUCUCCUCCAUAUGGCGCAUAUGAUGGUCAUGGCCCCACUCUUUACACUGUUCAAUUUAAUUACCCAUCAGAGUUCCUCACAAGGGUGAGUGGUAAAUACACCUAUGAUCAUCUCAGGUCAAUAACAUUUACUACCAACAAAGGGACUUAUGGGCCAUAUGGUGGGAAUAAUGCUAGACAUGGAUUAGAGUUAUUUGAGUUCAACUUUAACAUGGGAGAGAAUAAGCAAUUUGGCGGGUUUCAUGGAUUAUACCAUUCGAGAGCGCUCAGGUCAAUUGGAGUAUAUAUCAACCCCAGCGCCACAACACAGACUUCACCGGGGGAAAUCUCAGAGUCCAAAGCGGAUGUUGUCAAGCUCUGGACUUGAGAACAACCAAAAUUCAGCUGUAGUUGUUAUAAUGUUAAUCUAUUGAAGAAAAUUAUCAAAAUCUUGGAUUAAUUAGUAUGAUACUAUAGCCUAGUAGUGGCCUUUGAUAGUUUGAUGUAUACACUUGUCUGGAAUUGCACGUUCCUUACUGAAUAUCUAGCCUAUUUAGGCCUAGUUUGGUUAAA
Messenger RNA from Hevea brasiliensis (rubber tree), 914 nucleotides. RefSeq names its product inactive protein RESTRICTED TEV MOVEMENT 1. The coding region runs from base 205 to 729 and encodes 174 amino acids. The transcript is spliced from 3 exons. NCBI's taxonomy places the organism in Eukaryota, Viridiplantae, Streptophyta, Magnoliopsida, Malpighiales, Euphorbiaceae. The record is from RefSeq and is a predicted model, not a curated record.